AUGGCAGUGAAAUUAGUAACAACCUGUUGUAUAUGUGCUGUAAUUCUGGUCGAGCUAAGCACUGCACUUCUGAUAACACCCCUGCCAAGAAGUCAUGAGGAAUAUAUGGAUCGAAUGAAGGAAUUGCUUCGAUCGCAGCCGCAGCAAUUAUUCGAGCCAGAAAUUGAGCAGGACUUGAUCGGCGAUCGGACUGCAAAUUUGUUGAGGUAUGCAGUCUGGGAGCUUAAUACGGUACCGGGCAUUAAAGCUCCAAAUGCACUCCGAAUAGAACCUCUUUUUGCGAGAGAUUUUGUCGAGUGGUGA
Molecule: messenger RNA, 303 nt
Organism: Gongylonema pulchrum
Lineage: Eukaryota; Metazoa; Nematoda; Chromadorea; Rhabditida; Gongylonematidae
Source: the annotation of a GenBank genome assembly